AUGUGCGCGGCGGCGUCGCCCAAGAGCGGCUCCCUGGUGGAGAGGUUCAAGGAGCUGAUCAUCGCGGGCAUGGACCCUCAGGAGCCGGAGCAGGGCGGGGAUCGCCGCGGCAAGGCCGACCACCAACAGCCAUCCGAACCCAUCGGUUUCACAUUCCAUGACAAUGCGGGCCGCCUGUGCAUCCCUGUCAUCCUCUUCAACGUGUCCGCAGGCCCCUCCAGCCUUGGUCGCAAGGUCCUGCGCAAGAUCAUCACAACGCGCCAUGAGCUGGCUCAUGAAUACAAUGCGUACCUCUCAGUGCUUGCCAUCUCGGAUGGACAUGGGUCAAUCGCGCCUCAAACAAAGAUGCCGAGGAACAUUGCAGUGCAACAGGGCCUGUCAGACACGGUCCUCAAUGAGGUGCUGGAGUGCACAGAGCAGGGAACCUCUAUGGCCGGCAACGGCUACAGCUCCAUUGAUGACGUCAUCGAGAUGGCUGGUCAGGCAGGGUGUUGUGUGCUAGAUGUGGGGGAUGCGAAGCCCCACAAACGAGCGAAGGCGUUCCUCUCAGGCUUGCUGAAUGCUGGAUCGAGGGGCUAUUUCGGUGUGGUGAUCGCCAAUCGGGAAGGCGAGGAGUUGGACAGGCUGAAGGGGGCUUUCACUGAGCUGUUGGUGCUGGAAGAGGAAUCGGAUGAGUGGGACGUGGUACGGCGCGUGGUGGAGUGGUAUCCCACCAUCGAGUCGGUGGCAAGAGCAGAGCCACAAAAGACAGAUGCCUUGAGGGAACCCGUGCCUUCCGAGGGGCAGGUGACGGAGGUCUCAGUGCACAGACCCACCAACACCUCCCCCGAUCUCAUGGCGGACCUGAUGGCGACGGUGGCAAAGGACCCGCCCGGCGUGCUGAGCCGGAUAAAGGGCGGCGACGUCCAGACGUGCCUGGCUGCCGCCAACCUCUUCACGUCGCUCAAUGGGAAUCCGAACGACCUGCUAGAGCAGUACUUUGAGCUUGGGCUGGCAGGAGCACUAAUGGAGCAGGCUUCCAUGGCUAG
Ostreobium quekettii is the source of this 1028-nucleotide messenger RNA. The record is from the annotation of a GenBank genome assembly. NCBI's taxonomy places the organism in Eukaryota, Viridiplantae, Chlorophyta, Ulvophyceae, Bryopsidales, Ostreobiaceae.